Atta colombica is the source of this 1177-nucleotide messenger RNA. RefSeq names its product peroxisome assembly protein 12 (gene Pex12). Gene Ontology annotation, cellular component: peroxisomal membrane; peroxisomal importomer complex. NCBI's taxonomy places the organism in Eukaryota, Metazoa, Arthropoda, Insecta, Hymenoptera, Formicidae. The record is from RefSeq and is a predicted model, not a curated record. Gene Ontology annotation, molecular function: protein binding; ubiquitin-protein transferase activity; zinc ion binding. The transcript has 8 exons. Gene Ontology annotation, biological process: protein monoubiquitination; protein import into peroxisome matrix. The coding region runs from base 179 to 1177 and encodes 332 amino acids.
GGCAGUGAAUUUGUGUAAUUAAAGCAGAACGUAUACAUUAAGUGGUAUUGUCAUGAUAGUUCUUAACUUCUAAAGCCUCGUACUUUAACACUUGAUAACUCAAUUCACGAGGAUUCACUUACCACCGUGUUUUCUUUUUUCCAAAUUCUUUCAUUUUUGAGUGAAAAUACGUCGAAUUAUGGCGGAAAAAGGUGCUCAUUUGACUGGGACUGCAUAUAUCAGGCCUUCUAUCUUUGAGAUUAUUGCACAGGAAUCGCUUGCAUCGACUCUUGAACCGGCUUUUAAAAAAAUUCUUUCGUUUCUUGUAUCUUUCAAUCUUGAGAAAUAUGGACAUAUUCUCCAAUGGACAGAUGAAGGGUAUUUAAUUUUUAACGUACUUCUUCAACGAUAUUACCUAAAGAGAUAUUUUGCAUCAUUUUCUGAAACAUUUUAUGGUUUGAAACGUGUCACAAUAAUUAAUUCCAAGACAGGGUUACAAGAAAAAUUAUCACAUAAGCAACAAAUAUUAUCAUUAAUAAUAAUAGUGACAUUUCCAUAUUUAAAGAAUAAACUUGUGCAACUUAGUUCAAAGUAUAAACUGCAAAACAUAAACAAUACAUCAAGAAAGGCGAAGAGGCAAAAAUUUUUUAGUAAAUAUGUCAUUAAAGGACUUUCAAUUCUUUUUGUAACAUAUGAAACUCUUGUGUUAUAUAAUUAUAUACUUUACGUAUCUGAGAAAUCCAUAUAUCCAUCACUCUUGUUAAGACUACUAUCUGUUACACUGACAUACGCCGAUCCGCAAUCUGCUCUCACUGUCACCGAGUUAUUAAGGAAGAUAAAAUAUAAUUCAUUCACUGUCUUUGAUGGAUGGAAUAUACUUCAAAGAAUCAUUACUGGAUCUCUUGAACUCGGAGCUUUCUUCUUACAAUUUCUUUCUUGGUGGAAUCAGGAAAAUUAUGACAUGGAUAUUAUGAGUCUUCCAGCUCCACCACCACCAAAAGUGCCAAAUGUAGCGCAGCAAUAUAAAGGAAUUUGUCCACUCUGUCAUAAACCUCAUCAUAUACAUACCGUGCUUAUGGUAUCUGGUUAUAUAUUUUGCUAUCAAUGUAUUUUAUCAGAAAUACGGAUAAAAAAGAAAUGUCCAGUAACACAUUAUCCUGCCAAAGAAGAUGAUCUAAUUCGUCUAUAUAUAGAAUAA